Molecule: messenger RNA, 2007 nt
Organism: Trichoplax adhaerens
Lineage: Eukaryota; Metazoa; Placozoa; Uniplacotomia; Trichoplacea; Trichoplacidae
Exons: 13
Cellular component (GO): catalytic step 2 spliceosome; intracellular anatomical structure
Molecular function (GO): RNA binding
Source: RefSeq, a predicted model, not a curated record
GAGCGUCGUGAAGUGAGCCAAGGCGCUGGAGAAUGCAUCCAUUACAACAGGUUUAUGACGCUGCCAUUAACACAGCAAAGGCAAAGAUUACCUGUAUUUCAGUAUCGAAAUCAUAUUUUAUAUAUGCUUGAAAAAUAUUCAACUUUGGUUGUUGUGGGUGAAACUGGCUGUGGUAAAUCAACUCAGAUCCCACAAUAUCUUCAUGAAAGUGGCUGGUCCAAAGGGGGUCGAGUUAUCUGUGUUACCCAACCACGACGUAUCGCUACUGUUACUGUAGCAACACGAGUAGCAGAAGAACAAGGUGUAUACCUGGGUCGAGAAGUUGGUUAUGCUAUCCGAUUUGAAGACUGUACCGAUAAAACAUUAACACGUAUUAAGUUUGUAACAGAUGGAUUAUUAAUACGUGAAAUGAUGGCUGAUCCGUUACUACGAAGAUAUAGUGUGGUUAUGCUUGAUGAAGCUCAUGAGAGAACAAUCAAUACUGAUGUUGUUAUUGGAUUAUUGAAAAAGAUACAAAAGAAACGACCUGAACUAAAAAUUAUUAUAUCAUCGGCUACAUUGGAUGCUGAAGCAUUUCGUGAUUUCUUUAAUUCCAAUACUACUGAUGAUACUAGUCUUGAUACUGCUAGCAUUUUAUCAAUUGAAGGCCGCAUGUUUCCUGUCGAUAUUCAUUACACCGCUGAUCCAGUACCAGAUUACAUCAAAGCAGCUGUGGACACCGUCUUUAAAAUUCACCAAAAUGAAAAACGCGGUGAUAUUUUAGUAUUUCUUACCGGUCAGGAAGAAGUUGAAACUGCAGUCAAUAUGACUAAUGAUUACAAUCAUCAAUUGCAACAAAAGUUAAUGCCAUUGCCUAUGUAUGGUGGAUUACCUCCAGGCGAGCAGCUUAAAGUGUUCAAAAAAACUCCUGAAAAUAUGCGAAAAGUUAUUUAUGCAACGAACAUUGCCGAAGCAUCCAUAACGAUUGAUGGAGUUGUUUAUGUAGUGGAUUGUGGAUUUGUUAAAUUAAAAAUGGUUCUUCCUAAUGCUGGAAUGGAGUCACUAGUUAUAGUACCAAUCUCAAAGGCUUCAGCUAAGCAACGCGCUGGGCGUGCUGGUCGUGUUCGUUCUGGCAAAGCGUAUAGGCUAUUGACGGAAAAAGAUUACGAAAAGUUAUUAUCAUCUGCUACUGUUCCUGAAAUGCAAAGAGUUAAUUUAAGCGCGGUAGUUAUUCAGUUGAAAGCUUUAGGUAUUGAUAAUGUACUGCGUUUCGAUUUUUUGUCACCGCCACCGGCUAAGAAUAUGAUCCGAUCAUUAGAAUUACUGUAUGCUCUUGAAGCAUUAGACGAUUACGGUAGGCUAACAUUAGGAUGCGGAAAUAAAAUGGCUGAGUUACCUGUUGAUCCUAUGCUCGGGAAAAUGCUAUUGUCAUCGAGCAAGUUGGAAUGUUCCGAAGAAAUUCUUACAAUCACAGCAAUGUUGCAAGUACAGAAUAUAUUUUAUACACCGCCAAAGAGAAAAGCAGCCUCUGAUAAUGCUCGUAGAAAAUUUGCUGUGUAUGAGGGAGAUCAUUUAACACUAUUAAAUGUCUAUAAAGCGUUUAUGAGGUGUCGAAAAAGUUCAAAGUGGUGUCAAGAAAAUUACCUAAAUUAUAAAGCUCUAACUAAAGCGGUUGCCAUAAGGGAACGAUUAAAAGUUUUUAUGAAGAAAUUUAAAUUGCCAUUAAUAUCAUGUGACGAUGAUCCUGAGGCGGUAUGUAAAUGCCUUGUUACAGGAUUCUUUGCUAACGCAGCAAAAUACUGUGGUGAUGGUUGUUAUAGAACAAUUCGGGAUAAUCAUGUCUUACAUAUCCAUCCAAAUUCUGUACUCUACACUGAGGAACCUCCAAAAUGGGUAAUAUUCCAUGAAGUUCUCCAAACAAAGAAGGAUUAUAUGAGAGACAUUACAGUCAUUGAGCCUUCAUGGCUAUACGAACUGGCACCCCAUUACUAUGAAUAUGGAACCGUAAGUUUGAUAAAUUAUCGCUAA